Molecule: messenger RNA, 387 nt
Organism: Glarea lozoyensis ATCC 20868
Lineage: Eukaryota; Fungi; Ascomycota; Leotiomycetes; Helotiales; Helotiaceae
Product: YjgF-like protein
Exons: 3
Coding region: 1-387 (128 amino acids)
Cellular component (GO): cytosol; mitochondrion
Molecular function (GO): deaminase activity
Source: RefSeq, a predicted model, not a curated record
AUGGCAGACUUCAAAACCGUGUUCACAAAGGAUGCUGCUCCUGCUCUUGGACCAUACUCUCAAGCAAUUGCUACUUCCUCAACAAUUUACUGCAGUGGUCAAAUUCCUUGCACUCCAGAAGGAGAGAUCCUGAGCCAACCAACCUCCUCGAUCUCGCAGAUGACGGAACAAUGCAUCAAGAACCUAUCUGCAGUACUAGAAGCAGCUGGUAGCUCCAUAUCAAAGGUCGUCAAGGUCAAUGUUUUCCUCACGUCGAUGGAUAACUUUGUGGAGAUGAAUGGUGUUUAUGAGAAGUUCUUUACACACAAGCCUGCGAGAAGCUGCGUUGCUGUGUACCAAUUGCCAAAGGGGGUUCCGGUCGAGAUUGAGUGCAUUGCUUUAGCUUGA